Acipenser ruthenus (sterlet) is the source of this 4365-nucleotide messenger RNA. RefSeq names its product F-box only protein 28-like. The record is from RefSeq and is a predicted model, not a curated record. The coding region runs from base 71 to 1090 and encodes 339 amino acids. Gene Ontology annotation, biological process: protein polyubiquitination. Lineage: Eukaryota; Metazoa; Chordata; Actinopteri; Acipenseriformes; Acipenseridae. Gene Ontology annotation, molecular function: protein binding. The transcript is spliced from 5 exons.
UCAUUGGAAGCACUUCCUCCAUCAGUUUGGUCAUGUUUACGUCACUUCCCAGAUUCCUUUGCAGACGAAGAUGGCGGCCGUGGAAGACAGAGUGGAUGCAGGUGUUGGAGCGCUGGAGUGUGGAUCUAUUUCCCCGCGAUUAUCCACUCCGCCCCCGGACCACGCUCACCAGAACAACCCGCUCCUGGGGCUCCCUAUCGUGGUCAUCGACACCAUUCUAAAUUGCCUCACUUACGAUGAAAUCAGUUUUCUCCGCCUGGUGUGUAAGCGGAUGGACGUGAUCUGCCAGCGAAUGCUAAACCAAGGGUUCCUGAGGGUGGAGCGGUACCACAGCCUGUGCCAGAAACAGGUCAAAGCACAGCUGCCCAGACGAGAAUCGGAGAGAAGAAACCACUCACUUGCACGCCAUGCAGACAUACUGGCAGCUGUGGAAACACGCCUUUCCUUGCUCAACAUGACAUUCAUGAAAUAUGUUGACUCUAACCUGUGCUGCUUUAUCCCUGGAAAGGUGAUAGAUGAAAUUUACCGGGUGUUGCGCUACGUGAACUCCACGCGGGCACCCCAGAGAGCUCACGAAGUCCUGCAGGAGCUGCGGGAUAUCUCCUCCAUGGCCAUGGAGUACUUUGACGAGAAGAUUGUCCCCAUCCUCAAAAAGAAGCUCCCUGGGGCUGACAUGUCAGGCCGGCUGAUUGGCUCUCCUCCAGUGCCAGGCCCCUCCUCCUCCCUGACCACGAUGUCGCUCUUGGCCAAGAACACACCAUCGCGGUCGGAGAUGACGAAGCUGCAGCAGCAGGUGAAAGUGAACGGGGCAGCGGUGACGGCGUUGCGGCGUGAGAUCUCGGAGCUGCGGAUCAAGCAGCUGGAGCAGCAGAAGCAGCUGCAGGACCAGGAGCAAAAGCUGCUGGAGCAGACCCAGGUGAUUGGAGAGCAGAAUGUACGACUGGCAGAGCUGGAGCGCAAACUGCGUGAACUGAUGGACAAUGCAGUGGGAGACAGCCCUCCUGGGACCAGCCCGGAGACACCCUGCAAGCGCAGCAGGAAGGCAGCGGACAGCCCCCGGCAAUCCAAACGCCUAAGGAGCAAAAAAUAAAAGGGGGGGAAGGUUCCACGGCAAGGCAGUAGCCAGCCACCCCUCCACACACACACACACACACACACACACACACACACACACCCUUUUCCACCUUCCUCGACCACUCCAACACUCUCUAGGUUUUGCCCGGCCACCCGGGGAUUGGGACUGCUAGCCUACUAUAUAUAUUUUAAAGUGGCACUAUGCCCUGAAUGGGCAAUCCUGCACAUUAAAAGGAAAAGGGUGAAGUCCUGCUGAAUGAAUUUAAAUUGCUAUCCAAAGAAAGUUCUGCUAGCUAGUGAAAGCCUUGUAAAGGUUUCUUUGGGAGGUUUUAAAACGGCAGAAGUGUCCCACAGUAAUUUGGAUUUGGUGGUUUGGCAUCGUACUGCAGGUAACUGUGUAGAAAGGUGGAAUGUUUAGGUUCUACUCAUGGAUUUUCUUGGUUGGCAGAACAGUUAGCUGCAAAACAAAUGUGUUUUUUGUAAUUGCUUUUUUGUUGUUGCUUUUUUAAAGGAGUUUAAUGUAAUUUUCUAUAGAGAAGUGGCUCUAGUAGAUGAGGGCAUUUUAAUGAAUGCUCCGAAAUCAGCAAUUUGAAUUGAAUUAAGCAAACUACUGAAUGGGGAAUCCCUAUUAAUUUGUUAGCUGACUUUUUUUUAAACAUAUUCAAACUUUAAUUUCAACAGAAUCUAGCAAAAGCUUUCUUUUUUUUUGCUAGUUCAUCAAAUGCAUAUUUGCGUCAGAUUGUAAUGGAGAAGUUAUAUCAAAGGAAAUAAGACAGUGGUGAAGACAAUGACAGAUGCAACAUAUCUAUCCUGAAAAACAAAACAAAAACAAUAUUUAUUCUGUAUAUUAAGGCAGAACAUAUUUAUUGGUUAGAAGCCUCCUCUGUUGUCUCCAUAAAACCUGCAUCAAUUAGAAGAACUCUAUUCUGUAAUCUCAAACUAUCUCAUGUCUAUAGUAACCCAGCCUGUGUCCCAUACCCUGUUGCCUUGUAGUUUUACUGGAAGCAUAUAUAUAUAUAUAUAUAUAUAUAUAUAUAUAUAUAUAUAUAUAUAUAUAUAUAUAUAUAUAUAUAUAUAUAUAUAUAUUACACACACACUUGGGGCUCCAGUUAUACUUCUGUAUGCAGGGCAUUGUCAUAACAAUCGGAGUGUUCACAGGCUCUAAAAUGACACCCAUAAGUACCAAGCAGAUACCAAAGCUUUUUUUUUUUUUUUUAUCCACCCAUUCUGGAUCAUUCGAUUAGCGCUCUUUUUUCUUUUUUUUCUUUUUUGAGGAUUGUCAGAUUUUUGUAACCCAUACUUUGAUCUAAAAGUGGACUUGCAGUUGUGCCUCUACAAAGCUGUUUAGUGUGGUAGUGGUUGGUCAUACAUUAACCAUGCAUGUUAACGUGCAGAGCCAGAGGCUGCAGGCCAUGUUCUCCAAUAUCAUUACAAUACAAAUGAUAACUGAUUGAAAAAAAAAAAAAAAACAGAGCGCUGUGCUGAAAAUGAAUCUGGUGAUACAAUGUUAAUGUAGGGGCAGAUCGGCAUUCGUGAAACGGUACUGACUUGAGUUUGCAAGUCAUGCCUAUAAUCCAUGUAGUCUUUAUUCUGGGAUUAUUUAGAAGUAUUGGCUGUGGUCAUACUGUGGCUCUCUUGUUUACUCUGGUUUUAAGAUGGUAAAUGUUAUUAUCCAGCGUUGUAAAGAAAUUAACCCGUCUUGUGUUGAAAUCCUUUUUAUAAAGCCUUUUUUUAAUUUAAUUAUUUUUUUUAUAAAGGCUGUGUCCAAUUUUCAGUUAAUGCAGCUUGUAAGACAUGUGAGGGAGUAGAGCAGCUGCACAUUCAACCAAAUCUAUUGCCCAUCAGUGCCUGCUCCUGCUUUCAGCCCCUGCCCAUCAGUGCCUGCUCCUGCUUUCAGCCCCUGCCCAUCACUGCCUGCUCCUGCUUUCAGCCCCUGUCCAUCUAGCCAGUGAAAAUACUUCAGCUCACAGUUGCCCUCUUUUUAAGGUAUUCUUUUUUUAAUUGCAUACAUUUUUUGUUUUUAUGUACUCCUUUUUUAAGCUGUCCUGCAGCGUUGCUGUUACCAAGCUCUUCUAACCUGUAUACAAUUACCCCUGAGCCAAACAACAAGCAAGCAGCUUGCUUUAAUUGUUUGGAGGGCAAUAUGAGAUGGGAAAUCUGAAAUUCUCCAAAGGCAAAUCACAAUCCACAGAAUUCUAUUUUCAUUUAUUUGUUUUAGGAGAAGAAAAAUAUGUUCUUGAGUUGUUAUGUGAAUUGCCCAAGGAGAAUUGUCAGAAUUCCCUAAAAAUCAAAUUUUGGCCUUCAUCGUAUCUGUGUUCUCAAGUUUGUCUGUUCUCCAAACUGAUAAGCCACCCCAGGUUCAACACUGCUAUGAUCCCACCUGCUAUUCUGUUCUUUUUUUUGUCUGUAACCAAAGUCAUUACCAAAUAAAAUGAAUGACCAGUUUUAAUGAUCAGAACUGAAAACGGGUUGAUACACUUCCACGCUUUUCUUUUGGGUAGCAUCUGAUGUACUUUUAGUUUGAGCCUUUUCUGGCAACAGUUGUGGUGGGUUGGAUUUAAAUGUUUAAAUGGUUCAGUGAGAUUGAAUAGUGCAACCUAUUAUGUAGAGAUGUCCAAAAAAAUGUAUUUAAUUAAGCAUUGCAAUUUAUUAAGUUAUGAGCAACUACUAUUGAAUUAAUUGGCUGCCAGAUCAAUGUGUGUUCCAAGUAAAAUCCCAGUUAGAAAGGUGAACUGUAACCACCCUUUUUUGUAUUUUUUAUUUUUUGCACAAUAAUUAUCUGGUACUCUACAUACAUCCAUCCCAUUUAGAUUGUAAACUUCUUUAGUAAGAGCAGUCAGACUUUGUACCCUAUUUUUUGUUUAAGGAAACCCCUGUUGUCUUACCAAACACCCUAAUCAGAAACAGGAAUAGAUAGUGUUCAUAGAUUCUGCUUGUUAUAACUGAAUUCAGGAACAGUCACAGUUGGAAGAAUAGUUAUUUCAGUGACUGCAAGUCAUUUCUUCCUUUUUAAUUGUGGCAUGUUGGUAAUUGCAGUAACCAGUGAUAGCUGUAAGAGGACAAUAUGUACACACACAUGUAAAGUGUGGCUGAACACAGGGAAACUAGAGCUUGUGGCUUAUAAGAGACUGUGUCUCCUGUUUAGAAAUGACUGUACUGUAAUCUAUAUGUAUUCAGAGUUUAGAUUGUGAAAUAUUACAUGUAUGUAAGAAAGAAGAAAAAAAAUCUUGUAAAUUACCUAAUGUUCUGGUUUGUUGCACACAUUGUAAAAUGCAUUACAAUAUUAAAAGA